Messenger RNA from Cladophialophora bantiana CBS 173.52, 1668 nucleotides. RefSeq names its product ATP synthase subunit alpha, mitochondrial. Gene Ontology annotation, molecular function: proton-transporting ATP synthase activity, rotational mechanism; ATP binding; ADP binding. NCBI's taxonomy places the organism in Eukaryota, Fungi, Ascomycota, Eurotiomycetes, Chaetothyriales, Herpotrichiellaceae. Bases 1 to 1668 code for a protein of 555 amino acids. The transcript is spliced from 3 exons. The record is from RefSeq and is a predicted model, not a curated record. Gene Ontology annotation, biological process: proton motive force-driven ATP synthesis; proton transmembrane transport.
AUGUCGAGGAACGUCUUGCGCCAGUCUGGCCGCAUUGCUGGCGCCCUAUCUGCUUCUGGCAGAAUAGCUGCGUCCCGUGUCGUCACCCCUGCACCUCUCAAUGCUGCCUCUAAACAAGUCCGAUCAUACGCAGCCGAUGCCAAAGCAUCUCCUACCGAAGUUUCCUCCAUCCUCGAGCAAAGAAUUCGUGGUGUGCAAGAGGAAGCAGGCCUUGCUGAGACCGGUCGUGUUUUGUCCGUCGGUGAUGGUAUUGCCCGUGUUCAUGGUAUGAGCAACGUCCAAGCCGAGGAGCUGGUCGAAUUCGCCUCUGGGGUCAAGGGAAUGUGCAUGAAUUUGGAAGCCGGCCAAGUCGGUGUUGUGCUUUUCGGUUCGGAUCGUCUUGUCAAGGAAGGAGAAACUGUUAAGCGAACUGGGCAGAUUGUCGACGUCCCUGUCGGCGAGGCCAUGCUUGGUCGCGUUGUUGAUGCUCUUGGUCAACCUAUCGAUGGAAAAGGCCCAAUCAAAACCACCGAGAGACGUCGUGCUCAAGUGAAGGCCCCAGGUAUCCUUCCUCGACGAUCUGUCAACCAACCUGUCCAGACCGGCCUCAAAUCCAUCGACGCAAUGGUGCCCAUUGGACGUGGCCAGCGUGAACUGAUUAUUGGCGAUCGUCAAACCGGAAAAACCGCCGUCGCUCUCGAUGCUAUGCUGAACCAGAAGAGAUGGAACAACGGCACCGACGAGACCAAAAAACUGUACUGCGUCUACGUUGCCGUUGGACAGAAACGAUCUACCGUCGCCCAGCUUGUCAAGACUCUGGAGGAAAACGAUGCCAUGAAAUAUUCCAUUGUUGUCGCUGCAACUGCUUCUGAAGCCGCUCCUCUGCAAUACAUCGCACCUUUCACGGGCUGCACCAUUGGCGAAUGGUUCCGGGACAACGGCAAGCACGCCCUCAUUAUCUACGAUGAUCUCACGAAGCAGGCCGUCGCCUACAGACAAAUGUCCCUGCUCCUCCGUCGUCCUCCUGGGCGUGAGGCUUACCCUGGUGAUGUCUUCUAUCUCCACUCUCGACUGCUGGAACGUGCCGCCAAGAUGAAUGACAAGCACGGCGGUGGCUCUUUGACUGCUCUUCCCGUCAUUGAGACCCAGGGUGGUGAUGUGUCUGCCUACAUUCCUACCAACGUCAUUUCCAUCACCGAUGGUCAGAUUUUCUUGGAAGCUGAACUGUUCUACAAGGGUGUACGACCUGCCAUCAACGUCGGUCUCUCUGUCUCGCGUGUGGGCUCAGCUGCUCAGCUCAAGGCCAUGAAACAAGUUGCCGGUUCCUUGAAACUCUUCUUGGCUCAAUAUCGAGAAGUCGCUGCCUUCGCACAGUUCGGUUCCGAUCUCGAUGCCGCUACCAAGCAGACCCUCAACCGUGGUGAGCGUCUGACUGAGCUCUUGAAGCAGAAGCAAUAUAGCCCUAUGGCCGUCAACGAAAUGGUGCCCCUCAUCUAUGCAGGUGUCAACGGUCACCUGGACAGCGUCCCCGUCGGCAAGAUCUUGCAAUGGGAAGCUGACUUCCUUGCGCACUUGAAGAGCGAUCAAGCUGAGCUACUGGCAAGAAUCGACAAAGAGGGCCAAUUGAGCAAGGACCUCGAGCAACAACUGAAGGAAGUGGUCCAGAACUUUACCAAGAAUUUCUCAUAG